Ectocarpus siliculosus is the source of this 2820-nucleotide messenger RNA. NCBI's taxonomy places the organism in Eukaryota, Phaeophyceae, Ectocarpales, Ectocarpaceae. The record is from the annotation of a GenBank genome assembly.
AUGGCUGUAGAAGCCAAUUCUGAUGGAGAGUACGACUACUUAGAAGCUGAGGAGAGGGAGCAAGCCGCGGAUGAUGAGGUUAUCUCGAUCCUGGAUGACAGCAGCAUCGAAGAGCAACAUGAUCGCUAUCAGGAGAAGGGGGAGGAGGAGGAGCGGCAGGAUGAGGAGGAGGAGGAGGGGGAGGAAGAAUACGACUACCAAGACGCCGUAAACCGGUCCAGGCAGGAAGAGAGAGACGACGACGACAACCUCUCGGACAUGUCCCAGGAAUCCAACUACGAGUACGAGGUGUCUGAUGGCGAAGCAGGGGUCUCGACGCAGGGCAAGGACUUAGCGGAAGCUGAUGCCGGCGCGUUCGUGGAGGAAUCGGACGGCAUGUUCGCCAGGGUCGAGACCCCGUCGACGCACCUCGUGCGCCUGUGGAUCGGCGUCAAGCCGUGGCGGCUGUACGAGGGCCUCGGGUCUAGGACCGUUGAGGCUCUCGGUCUGGAUCCGUUGAAAGGGGUCAUGGUGAUGCUGACAACGGACCAGUACUACACUCUCUCCAACAAGUGUCCUGGUGUCAGGUGGUUGAGGCAGGUGGCCCCCGAAAAGAUGCACACGGCGGCCAAGUGCAGCGACGGAAGCGUCGGAGACACGUUCUCGCUUCAGUGGAUGCUCCGCAAGAGGCUCGAGGAAGAGCUGAAGCAGAACUGGCCCCCCAGGUCCCGCUACGCCGACGAAGAGGAAGCCGAAGGUGAUCCUCACCGCGCCGGCGGCGGCGGUCCCGGGCAGGCGGGUGGGGGUGCGGGGGCGGGGGACCCUAACAUGGAGGCAACUCGCUUGGCGAUUGAGGCGAUUUGCGACUGCACCGCGGUGUCGGCGGAGCUCGCCGCCUAUGCCCUGCAGUUUUCCCAGUUCGACUCCCAACUGGCCCAUAACAACCUUCUCGACGAGGGCACGCGAGCAUCGUUGGAGAUGACCUUGGCUGAGGACCGCGCGGCCGCAGUCGUAGAGCUGAAGAGGACGUUCGAGCGCGUAGAAGAGGGGCCCUCCACCUGCAGCGCGACUACGUUUGCCGCGCGGAGGCGGGAGAGCUGCAAAGAUCUCCGCAUUCGUCUUCUACACCGCCGCGGCCGCCGCGAGGGGGCUCCGCAGAAUCGAUCUUCCGCCGCUGCUGGGAAGUCUAGGGCUCGGCGAUCGGGCACAUCCAUUAAGCUCCGCGCUCGUGGCAGCCGUCGCGGUGGGUCUUCCGUCGCGACGGCGUCGGAGGGGGGUGCCGCAGGGGCGGGGGGGGGUCGUAACAGUGGGGAGGAAAAGCGGGGGUGGGAGGGGGCGGCGGGGGACUCGGACUCGGGGUUCAUGCCCCUGGACCUGACGGGGGACGAGGAGAUUGACGACCGGAGAGCUCUGCUGGAGCACCUUUCGGACAAAAACCUCUUGUUGCGCGUGGCUCACGCCGUGAUUGACAAGCUCCGCAACGCCAACAACAGGUGCCUGGUCUGCAACGACAAGAUCGAGGGAUUCCUCCCCGCGGUGCCGAUCGUCUGCCAAAAGGAUCUCUGCGUGAUGAGCUCGGAGGAAAUGGGGUGCGGAACGGACGUGGAAUCGCAGGUGUUGAGGAAAGGGGAGACUGUGGACCUGCAGAUAGACCUUUUCUGGAUGGCCAUGAAGAACGAGAGUCGGUCGGAGCUCGCCUUUCCGGCAGCGGUGCAAUCGGGAGCCGCCCUUGCGUUCAAGAACCGCGACGGCACGCACGACGUCGAGAAGGUCCGCAAAGUGCUGGACGUCUUCCCCUCCGUAGCCGACAUGCAGAGGUGCAUCGAGUGGCAGGCGAAGGGGGGCAUUGCCGAGACCUCGGUGGCCAACAGCAGCAUCAGCAGCAGCAAUAGCGCUGUUGGGACUAACGCUGCUGCCAGUGGUGCUGGUUCUGCUGCCAGUGCUGGUGCGGCCGCGCUCAAUCCCCGCACUGCUCAGGCCAAGGCCACAGCCACCAGCCUUGCUCGCAAAGCUGCCACCGCCGCUGCUACUGUUUUCUCGCGCAAACGGGGUGGUGGUGGUGGUGGUGGUGGUGGUGGUGGUGGUGGUGGCGGUGUGGUCACGGCAGCCGGGGUGGCGGAGGAGAAGGAGGUGGUGGUGGAGGAGGAGGAGAAGGAGAAGGAGGAGUCAGCGUGGGAUAAGUCCGUCGCUCAGAUGUUGUCGUUGAGGGAGGCUUUGACGAAGAUGGACACGCUGUCGUACCCGCUGCUGCGGUGGCUGCUGUCGGCGAAUCGUGCCCACUUGCGACCAUUGCGAGGAUCUGAGGUCAUCCCGGAGAUUCCCUGCGAGAAACAAUUCAUGCUUGUCACAGGCACAGCGGAGCGAGAGGCUAAGUUCCAGACGAUGAAGCGGAUUGCGGGGUCCCGGAGGAGCGGGGGAUCGGGGACAGGAUCGUUCUACGCCUUCCACGGAAGCAAGCCCGACAACUGGCACGGCAUCCUGCACAUGGGCCUCAGAAACAUGUCCGGCACCAAGUAUCAGUCGUACGGAGCGGCCUAUGGCAAGGGCAUCUACAUGGCCGAGGCGCUCGGUGUCUCGCUCAAGUACGCCGGAAUGGGCUCGAACGGAGAGGGCAGUGGCAAUCACUGGCCGCUGAGCUCCAUAGAUGGAUCGGCCGUCAUCGUGGCCGUGUGCGAAGUCAUCGACAAAGAGGAGUGCCGACAGGCUCACGGUCCGAAGUACUACGUCGUACCCGACGAGGAAUGCGUUGCCACCAGGUACCUCUUGAUCAACCCCAAGCUUUCCGAUGGCGUCGAAACCAAAAUCACCGCCGCCGAUCUCACCAUCCCGAGACACAGAUGA